GGUGUGGUAAAAAAUCUGUAUUUCACUUGGUAACAAAACGUGAAACCCUCGCAACUUUAAGAUUGUAUUGCAGUGUGAUGAAAAACAUUGUGUGUCACUCGAGCCGUAACAUUUUCAAUAUUUAUGAGCCAUAAACAUUACUAUUAGGUAGGUAUAGUUAGUUAUAAUUUUAUAAAAUACAUAUCGUAACAAGCUUUUAAAUUUUAGAUUGCUGAUGUAAACUGCAGGCUGCUGCACGUAAAUGCGCAGUACCCGGGGAAGGUCCAUGACCAAUUUAUUUUUAACCAUUCUGUGGUUAAAAAUGAAAUGCGCCGUUUGUACGACCUAAGAAUCGGGUCUUAUUACCUGCUGGGAGAUUCAGGUUAUGGAUUGGAGCCAUGGCUUAUGACUCCAAUACUCCACGCUGCGCCGGGGUCUGCGGAGGAGCGCUACACGACAUGGCACUGCAGUGUCCGCAACACCAUCGAGCGGACCAACGGCUAUUUAAAAGGGACACUGCGAUGCCUUGGUUUGGACCGCUCCCUCCACUAUAGCCCUGAAAAAUCGUGCCGGCUUAUUUAUGCUUGCUGCACGAUCUAUAAUAUUAUGAAACACUUUAGGUAAUACAUAGAAAUUGAAACGAAAUUUUGCGAACCAUAUUCGAUCUGAAUAGGCUGCCUGGGUGAUGGGUGCGUGGUUUGCUGUCUCUUCGACUCUGUUCAAUGGCCAUUGCUCGAUAGCGGUUUUCCUAUAGGAAUCGCAGUGACCCAAUAGUUGGAAAGCAAUAAGUUCAAAGCAAUGUAGCGAUGUAUUUGUGGAGUGAUAGAUGUAGAAACACAGCAAUUUCAAAUUUUAAGAUAACUUACAAAAAUAAGAGAAAGUUCUCUUUCAUUAAUUGAAUCAAUUUACAUUCACUUUAAAUGUAUUAUUUCUAGGGUGGAA
This is a messenger RNA of Leguminivora glycinivorella, 921 nucleotides long. RefSeq names its product putative nuclease HARBI1. NCBI's taxonomy places the organism in Eukaryota, Metazoa, Arthropoda, Insecta, Lepidoptera, Tortricidae. The record is from RefSeq and is a predicted model, not a curated record. The transcript has 2 exons. Bases 307 to 603 code for a protein of 98 amino acids.